Molecule: messenger RNA, 3162 nt
Organism: Callithrix jacchus (white-tufted-ear marmoset)
Lineage: Eukaryota; Metazoa; Chordata; Mammalia; Primates; Cebidae
Gene: TRIM29
Product: tripartite motif containing 29
Molecular function (GO): zinc ion binding
Source: RefSeq, a predicted model, not a curated record
UGCUUCUCCCUGGGCCCGUUGUGUCAGGCUUGUACCUGCUGCUCCUCCCCUCCACCUCCUUCCCCUCCUCCUCCCCACAGGUGUGUCUCUGGGCCCUGCGGCUGCCUGCCCCACUCCCUGCCGAGACACCCGCCAGCAAGGUCACCUACCCUGAACCCCAGCAAGCCUGAAACAGAUCAGCUGAGCCCCCCUGCGAUGGAAGCUGCUGAUGCCUCCAGGAGCAACGGGUCGAGCCCGGAAGCCAGGGAUGCUCGGAGCCCGUCGGGUCCCAAUGGCAGCCUGGAGAAUGGCACCAAGGCCGACGGCAAGGAUGCCAAGACCACCAACGGGCACAGCGGGGAGGCAGCCGAGGGCAAGAGCUUGGGCAGUGCCCUGAAGCCAGGGGAAGGGAGGAGCGCCCUGUUCGCGGGCAAUGAGUGGCGGCGACCCAUCAUCCAGUUUGUCGAGUCGGGCGACGACAAGAACUCCAACUACUUCAGCAUGGACUCGUUGGAAGGCAAGAGGUCACCGUACGCAGGGCUCCAGCUGGGGGCCGCCAAGAAGCCGCCCGUCACCUUUGCCGAAAAAGGCGAGCUGCGCAAGUCCAUUUUCUCGGAGCCGCGGAAGCCCUCAGUGUCCAUCGUGGAGCCCGGGGAGGCGCGGCGGAACAGCUACCCCCGGGCAGACACGGGCCUUUUCUCCCCGGCCAAGUCCAGCUCCGAGGAGGUGCUGUGCGACUCCUGCAUUGGCAACAAGCAGAAGGCGGUCAAGUCCUGCCUGGUGUGCCAGGCCUCCUUCUGCGAGCUGCACCUCAAGCCCCACCUGGAGGGCGCCGCCUUCCGAGACCACCAGCUGCUGGAGCCCAUCCGGGACUUCGAGGCCCGCAAGUGUCCCAUGCAUGGCAAGACUAUGGAGCUCUUCUGCCAGACUGACCAGACCUGCAUCUGCUACCUCUGCAUGUUCCAGGAGCACAAGAAUCACAGCACCGUGACAGUGGAGGAGGCCAAGGCCGAGAAAGAGACGGAGCUGUCACUGCAAAAGGAGCAGCUGCAGCUCAAGAUCAUUGAGAUUGAGGAUGAAGUUGAGAAGUGGCAGAAGGAGAAGGACCGCAUCAAGAGCUUCACCACCAAUGAGAAGGCCAUCCUGGAGCAGAACUUCCGGGACCUGGUGCGGGACUUGGAGAAGCAAAAGGAGGAAGUGAGGGCUGCACUGGAGCAGCGGGAGCAGGAUGCUGUGGACCAGGUGAAGGUGAUCGUGGAUGCUCUGGAUGAAAGGGCCAAGGUACUGCAUGAGGACAAGCAGACCCGGGAGCAGCUGCACAGCAUCAGUGACUCUGUGUUGUUUCUGCAGGAAUUUGGUGCAUUGAUGAGCAAUUACUCUCUACCCCCACCCCUGCCCACCUAUCAUGUCCUGCUGGAGGGGGAGGGCCUGGGACAGUCGCUAGGCAACUUCAAGGAUGACCUACUCAAUGUAUGCAUGCGCCACGUUGAGAAGAUGUGCAAGGCGGACCUGAGCCGUAACUUCAUUGAGAGGAACCACAUGGAGAACGGUGGUGACCAUCGCUACAUGAAUAACUACACCAACAGCUUCGGGGGUGAGUGGAGUGCACCAGACACGAUGAAGAGAUACUCCAUGUACCUGACGCCCAAGGGUGGGGCCCGGACAUCUUACCAGCCCUCGUCUCCCGGCCGCUUCACCAAGGAGACCACCCAGAAGAAUUUCAACAAUCUCUAUGGCACCAAAGGUAACUACACUUCCCGGGUCUGGGAGUACUCCUCCAGCAUUCAGAGCUCUGACAAUGACCUGCCUGUCGUCCAAGGCAGCUCCUCCUUCUCUCUGAAAGCAGGCACUGGGAAAACCCCUUAUCAGUUCACCAGCUUGGGACAGGCCACUGCAGAGUUUUCCAAACCACUGGGUCGCAGUGGGCUGUCUAAAAAUAAUCCUGGCUACCCCUCCCUCAUGCGGAGCCAGAGCCCCAAGGCUCAGCCCCAGACUUGGAAAUCUGGCAAGCAGACCAUGCUGUCUCACUACCGGCCGUUCUACGUCAACAAAGGCAACGGGAUUGGAUCCAACGAAGCCCCGUGAGCUCCCGGCAGAAGGAACGCGGCACCACACCCCUGCUCUUCCUUCUGACCCUGCUGCUCUUGCCUUCUAAGCUACCGUGCUAGUUUGGGUGGGAGGGAGCCUGGUCCUGCACCUGCCCUUUGCAGCCCUCUGCAGCCUCUCGGGGCGAUCCUGGCCUCUCCAGCUUCCCCACUGGCCACACGCCAUUCAGAUUCCUUUCCUGCCUUAUGACCUCAGAUGGUCCACCAUCGUUCCUGUGCUCAGAGGCCAACCCAGCACAAGGGUGAGAAAGGUGGGCCCUCCCUUAAGCCACCGCCCUCCUCCUCUGGGGCUGGAUCUGGGGGCUGGCAGCCUGCCUCUCCUGCCCACAUCCUGCUGUUUCCAGGCCUAGUGACCCUUCUCUCCAAGGCCCCUUCCCUCAGUGUUGUCCGCAGGUGCCUGGACAGCACAGCCACUCAUCUCCCAUUCACAUGGCCCGCCUUCUGCUUCCCAGAGGACUGGUCGUAUGUGCCUUCUCUGCUCCUAGCUAUCAGUGUCCAGCACGGCACCACCUGCAGCUCUUGGUCACUGCAGAGGGAAACCUCUCAGUGUCUUGACAUUGCCUUACAGAGGCAGUGGGUCUCUGCCACAUCCACUUUGAGUCUCUGGUCCCUGGAAGGUGGUCUCUCCUGACUGACAGGAUGACCCUAGCCAGGAUAUUCCUCUCUUCCCUCUGCUGGGAUAAAGAAUUCCCCUGACAUGAUAUAAUCUACGCAUGAAAAUAGCUACAAGCUCAGCCACCAUUCACCAGCUACUAUACCAUUUGCCCUCAGAGUUUCACAAAGUUUAUAAUUUGGCAUUCUCUCUGGAGAUGGAGAACAUUGCUGGGCUGGCUGCAAAGGGUGUCUCAGCCACUGCCCCGUCAGAGACUGCCUCAUCCUUCUGAUUACCCCCCAUGUGUCAUAUCAGGAUCCCAGGGCUUAGAGAGGAGACAAAAUGAGGAGCGCGUGGUAGGGACAUCUCUUGUCUCAACAGCCCCAGGCCUAUGGGGGCUCUGGGAGGAUGGGCCAGCUUGCAGGGGUUGGGGAGGGCGACAUCCAGCUUGGGCUUUCCCCUUUGGAAUAAACCAUUGAUCCAUCA